Aspergillus ruber CBS 135680 is the source of this 588-nucleotide messenger RNA. RefSeq lists its product as uncharacterized. The coding region runs from base 115 to 483 and encodes 122 amino acids. The transcript has a single exon. Lineage: Eukaryota; Fungi; Ascomycota; Eurotiomycetes; Eurotiales; Aspergillaceae. The record is from RefSeq and is a predicted model, not a curated record.
AUACUUAUGCAAUGGCCGUGCUCGAAUAUAAAACCAGCAACUUCUGGUUUCAAUUGAGCGUUCAACAAGAACCUUGUCUCCUAUCUCAGCUUCUUAGAACAACAGCUUCAUUCUAUGAUUAUGCAUGCCUCUAGUAUCCUUCCUCUCCUCCUUUGCGCAGUUUCUGCCGCUGCUGCCCCAGCCCCCAAUCAAUGGUUCGCCGGUUUCUACGCCGGGCACCAGUGCGGCAGGGACAUGGUAUUCAGUCAGGCUAAUACCAAGAAAACCGGUUGCCAAAAUAUUCCUACUCGUGUCAAUGUCCACGCUGCUCAGGGCAAAUCGGGCCCCUUCACCAUGACGUUUUACUCGCAGGGGAAUUGUAUAGAGGGUCACAGGAUAUAUCAAAUCAGCCAUGGGGAUGCAUGUCUUAGUACUCAACUAAACUUUCCUGGAUUCAAAUCUUUAGGGUUAGUCGUUUAUCGUAAUGUAGGCGGGUGGGAUUGAGAGACUUUAGCUGAUAAAGCUUUGGUAUAUAGGUUAAAUAAGCGGGAUUGUGCCUUCGUAUUGAUUCAAGCAAUCGCCCCAUUGGUUUCUCGAGGCUUUUUCUGU